AUGAACGGAGGGAGGGGGGUGGGAGGCGCGCGCCUUGAUCCCAGAAGGGGUGAAGAAGGAGGUGGAGAAGAAGGGAGAAGAGGACCGGCCGAAAACAACACCAAGGUGGCGAACCAAAUUCAGCGGGACCCCCUGGCCCCGAGUCCGCCCCCGCAGCAGCCCCAGGUGAUAACAUUACAGCAGCUCCAAAAUUUGCUUCCAAUCCAGCAAGUAAAUGGGUCUGCUGAUCUCGGAACUCAGAAAACAUUUGUAACAUCAAAUGCUGCAACACCGACAGUUGUCUCUCUCCAGGGGGUGCCUGGGCAGUUUAUCCAGGCGAGCAAUGCGACAACCGGAGCAGGCGGGGGUGGGCUGACGUACAGCAUCCAGCAGCCACAGCCGCAGCAGGCUCAGCAGCAGUUGCAAACAGUGACCGUCGACGGCCAAGAGGCCGUGUUCAUACCAGGAGGUGGUGGAUUAGGUACGUUAGUCUCCCCGCAGAUCCUCAGGACUGCGCCUAAUCUUCUUCAAUCUCCGACUAUUUUUCCUGGUCAAAAUGUCACAGUCAGACCUGGAACUCAUGUUUUGCAGCUUCAGCAAAGCAUACCAGUCCAGGUCCCGAUUUCAACAGCAAAUGGAACAGUUUAUCAGACAGUGCACUUCCCACUUCAGUCUUUCACAUCCCUCCCGAAUGUUCUUCAAACUGCACCUAUGAUCACACCUCAACUCUCUCAGGUUGGCACAACACAGAUGGCACAAAUUGUUACACCGUCAGGCCAGAUUCAGCAAGUGCAGGUACUCACUCCAGGAACGGCUCAGAACACAAUCGUUGUCCAGCCAAAAUUCGAGACACAGGCUUCAGCAGGUAACACUAUUGUUGUACAGUCAUCCCCUACAAAUCAGACAUCCCAGGUGUCGUCCUCCGCAUCAGCUACAAGCACGACCCCGUCUUCUGUAACAAGCUCAUCAACAUCACCCCAAGUCGUUGGCACACAGGCUCCAACGUCAAGUGAAAGCAUUAUUCUCCCUCAGCAACAAAUUUCUAUUGGCGGGAAUCAGCAGCAGGUUCAUGUCAUCCCUGCAUCCAGCCUUGCCAAUCUGACGAAUGGCUUAGCUGUAAGGAACAAUAACAUUGUUCAGGUUCCUUUACCUGGUGUCCAGACAGUUAAUUUACCUGGAAUUGGCAAUGUUCAGUUGAUACAGGCACAGCCUGCUCCUGCUGCUGUCCAACCUCCGCCUCUCCUUCAAACAAUUCCUGCUGGAGCGAUUCAGAUAAUAUCUUCAGGAACAAAUGGCUCAAAUACAAACCAGGACAACAGUGACCGGUGGCAAGUAGUUGGCUUGUCUUCCCAGCCAGUACAGACUUCUACUUCAAAUAUAACAUUUGAGGAUGAAAACUGCGAGGACAAGCCUCGAUCAGCACGACGAGUCGCUUGUUCAUGUCCCAACUGCUUGGACGGCGUUGAAAGAUCUGGAGCAAGGAAAAAGCAGCACAUUUGCCAUGUGGUUGGUUGCAACAAGAUCUACGGGAAGACUUCGCACCUGAGAGCCCAUCUCCGGUGGCACACUGGAGAGCGGCCUUUCAUCUGCAACUGGGACUUUUGUGGGAAAUGUUUCACCAGAUCUGAUGAACUUCAGAGGCACAGGCGAACACACACGGGCGAGAAAAGGUUCCAGUGCUCUGAGUGUAAUAAAAAGUUCAUGAGAAGUGACCACCUCUCAAAACACGUCAGGACUCACCAGAAACAAAGGAACACAGAAGUAACAACGUCAACUAAUUCUGCUGGUUCAAUGGACGAAAGUUCAUCCGAGGAUGAUAAAAUGCUCAUAACCUUGAAGUCUGAGUCUGACCAGGCUGAGCUGUCUAUAGUUGAGACGAUCGAUCCCAUCUAGUCUUUGCCUUCCCCCACUGACCAAUUGAGUGAAAUUCAGUUCAACGUUCAAGAUUUCUUAUCUUCAUGAUCUGCAAUGCACACAAGUUGACACUUGUAACUUGAGAAACAACGAACAAACGGUGCCAAAUGUCGAUAAAUCCAAGAAUCUGUUCACAAGAUUUUCUCUGGAUUUUAUUGGUAUUUUUAGCUUUAUUUUUUACUAGAUUUAACUGAAAAUUUGUAGCUUUAUUUAAAAAAAGUUCCAACAUGAGAAACCACCCAACCUCGCCUAACUAAUCUGAUUUUAUGAAGGCCUAUAAUUUAUGGGAGAAAACAUUCUUUUAUGGUAUGACAUAAUUGUGAUCAUAUUAUUUUUAAAAAAAAUGCAUUGUAAUAUUAUUGCUGUUGGAGUUCAAAGGGGGAUUUUAACAUUGUACUAACAAUAUUUUAUACAUUAGAUAUGUAAUUAAUUAUGACAAUUCGUUGAUGUUAUAACGUUUUUAUGUUAAAUGUUUAAUGGUGCAUUUCUUAACAUAUCAUUUACAUUGUCUAGUAAAAAUAUUUAAUCUUUUGUUGGCUUUUCUCAUAGGUGCUUCUUUUACUUAUGAAAUGUUUAAAAAGAAGGAAAAAAUUUAAAAAUUGGAAAGGUGUCUGGUUUAAAAGCUUGUUAUUGCUUUACCUCUCUCGGCCGUAUUUUUUCACAUUCAAUCCAAUUCAAAAUCUACGUGGAAGUGGCAUUCGGUAUU
Molecule: messenger RNA, 2599 nt
Organism: Cimex lectularius (bed bug)
Lineage: Eukaryota; Metazoa; Arthropoda; Insecta; Hemiptera; Cimicidae
Product: transcription factor Sp4-like
Exons: 13
Coding region: 1-1872 (623 amino acids)
Biological process (GO): regulation of transcription by RNA polymerase II
Molecular function (GO): DNA-binding transcription factor activity, RNA polymerase II-specific; RNA polymerase II cis-regulatory region sequence-specific DNA binding
Source: RefSeq, a predicted model, not a curated record